Messenger RNA from Impatiens glandulifera, 715 nucleotides. RefSeq names its product actin-depolymerizing factor 9-like. Gene Ontology annotation, biological process: actin filament bundle assembly; actin filament depolymerization. Gene Ontology annotation, molecular function: actin filament binding. The coding region runs from base 15 to 449 and encodes 144 amino acids. The transcript has 3 exons. Lineage: Eukaryota; Viridiplantae; Streptophyta; Magnoliopsida; Ericales; Balsaminaceae. Gene Ontology annotation, cellular component: actin cytoskeleton; cytoplasm. The record is from RefSeq and is a predicted model, not a curated record.
GAGAAAUAGAGAAGAUGGCAAUGGCGUUCAAAAUGACGAGGACGGCGGCGAUGUGGGUGACGGAUGAAUGCAAGAACUCAUUCAUGGAGAUGAAAUGGAAGAAGAGUCAUAGGUACAUCGUGUUCAAAAUCGACCAAGUGAGUAAGUUGCUGACGGUGGAUAAACUGGGGUCGCCGGCGGAGAGCUACGACGAUCUGGCGGCGUCGCUUCCAAACGACGAUUGUCGUUAUGCUGUGUUUGAUUUCGAUUUUGUUACGGUGGAUAAAUGCAGGAAGAGCAAGAUCUUCUUCAUAGCCUGGGCUCCUACGGAAUCGAGAGUAAGGGAGAAAAUGAUGUAUGCAAGUUCGAAAGGUGGAUUAAGGAGAGAGCUUGAAGGUAUACAUUAUGAAGUUCAGGCUACUGAUCCAACUGAGAUGGGUUUUGAUGUCAUCAUGGACAGGGCCAACUGAUCAAUGAGACUGAUAUAUAUAUAUAUAUAUAUGAAGAUGGGUUUUCAUUUUUAAUAUACAUAUAUACAUACCAGCUUCAUAAUUAGAAGGAUAGAUCAGAUUCAGGGCUUACAUUUAAUUAGCUAAUGUUUGUUUAUCAAUCAAUUCUCUUUCAUUUCUUUCUGCUAAUGAUUAUGAUUAUGAUUAUGAUGAUGUGUGUUGUGUGUAGAGAAACAUGUGCCCUGUUUUGGAAUUUCUCUAAUAAAAACAUCUCAUUCAAAAUUAAC